GUUGGCCUGGUAAAUCCACUGCCAGUUGACUCAUUCAUUACAGAAGUGCUUGUGCCAGGCUCUGUGUUAGAUGACAAGGAUGAAAGGCUGAGUGGACUCAGAUGCAGACUGUCCUCAAGGAGCUCAUGGUCUGGUGGGGAGACAGACAUGAAUCAAGCCAACAAGUUGAAUAAACCUCAUACUGGGGAGGUCUCCGACUUGAAUCAGCAGGUGUGGGUCCUUCAGGGUCAGACCAUUGUGACAGUUCCACGGAGUAACAAUGUAACCCCAGUCACUGUCACUGUUGUCCCAUGCAAGUAUCCAGAGUUGCUUGGGCAAGGCAGAGGGGUUCCCAUUUAUUUGGGAAUAGAGAAUCCAGAAAUGUGUCUGUCUUGUGAGGACAUUGAAGGGCAGCCUACAUUGCAACUGAAGGAGGAAGAGAUACUGGAUCUGUACAACGAAGUUGAGCCUGUGGAGCCCUUCCUCUUCUAUCACUCAAAGAAUGGCAGCACCUCCACCUUCGAGUCCGUGGCCUUCCCUGGCUGGUUCGUCGCCGCCUCUGACAGAGGCCACCCCAUCUUCCUCACUUCACACCUGGGGGGAACGUACAAUGUUAACUUCAUUUUAAAUAUCAAUGCUUGAACUCAGGCUGGAGGGGAUAGCUUGGUCAGAGGACUUUGUGUUAAAUUUUCUAGUUCCCAGCAUGCUUUCCUUUAUAUUAUCUCAGUGUCAUUUCACAUCAGGGCUGAGAGGUGGGCAGGACCCUAUAAUCACUGCCCUUUAUGAAUGACUUCAUGGCAACUGAGGCAUAGAAUGUGGGCUCAGACGUAGGAGGGAGGGGUGAUGUAAGGUUCUCCUUUCAAGCUGAAGCAGUCCAUCCCACAGCCAUCCGGCAGUAUGAGUAUGAGAAUGUCGGGACCCAGACACUUUAGGGAAUUCCCUGGGGGUCGAUAUGGAGAAGCCUCAGAGCUCAUGAAUCUUACAAAUAUCAGAUGACUAGCGCCAAACUGAUUGGUUUUGUUUUGCUUUGUUUCCUUUCCUAUUUGGAUUACAUUUUCCAUAUAGUUUGUAUGUUGCCAGUAUAUCUCAAGUUGUAUAAUGUAUCCUUUUAAGGGUUAAAGAUUUUAAAGAUAAAUAAUUCUUAAUAACAGUUAAAUUAUUUUUUUCCGAAUUCUAAUAUGUAAACAUAAGGCCAAAUAUAAACUUCAUGUGUUUACGCAAUAAGAAAGCUAAAACUAAGAUAUAAAAUGAAAUAGUAAAGGUGGUAAACUGAAAUUAACAAGAGUAAUUGAAUGAGGAUAGCUCGGUGGGUGAGUCUGGGACUGGGACUUAGCUGGGGGGAGGAGGACCCCUGUAGACUGGUGAUAGGCCGGGGAGGAGAUGCUGCAUGUAAAAGAGAACUAUUAUUUCACUACUUUCUGUGCAGUCUCACAGCCUUGAUUUCUUUGCCUCUUCUAGACUUUUAGGUAUACUCACCAUCCACAUAAUCUCUUUAAAAACUGCAGGAAAUGUCCCUUUCUUUGGAACAGAGAGCCUAACUUUUCCACCAGGCAUGAUUCAGAUGAUGUAUUCUGAUGAAAUUAAAUCACUGUUGUGGAUAUAACUGUAGAAAGAUGUAGCUCAGAUCUGGUUCUGUAUUUAUAGAUUUCUUCUUUUGACUCUGAUAUUAUAAUUUACAUUAUUAAUGUAAAUUAAUUUUUUUUCUGCUUUUGGACAAUCAAACCACAUACUCUACUAGGCCAGUAAGCAAGGUCUCUUGAUUCUUUAAAGUUUUCUUCUUCAAUUACUUAUAGUUUUAGCAUUGUAGUUUUAUAAAAACAACAUUAAAAUGGGCACUGAACUAAUUAGUUCUGGGAUAUUAAAUAGAAGAAUUGGUUAUUGAAUAUUUACGACUAUUGUCACUGCUAAAGAGUGGUGGCAGUGUCUUACAUCUGCCAAUUUACACUAUUACAUUGUCGGUUGUUACAUCUGACAGUUGGGAUCCAAUGACACAUUUGCUUGUGACAUGAUUAUGGUCUGAGUGUUACAGCAUCUCCAGACUACUACCAGGCUGUAUGGUGAUCCCAUUGUCCCAUCUCUUUCCUCUACCACGAAAACUGUUCACGUAGACACUGUGACACUUUGGAUUGUCACUUGGCACAGAUUUGAGCCCAAGCAAAAGCUCAGAUAUGAGUCUUGGUGUCAUGUGACUGACUAUCCUGAUGAUCCAGAAGAGGUUCUGAUAGCAUAUUUAGAGGGUGAUUGAAAUGAAAACAUAGUAAUCUCAUAGUUUGUGGAACUGGAGAACAGACUUCCAGGGACCCCUGGCUUCUCCAUCACGUUUGAGAAAGACCACAGCAUAUGAAAUCAUGGAAGGCCCCUGUGAGUAGUGACAGCCUCAUUUUCAAGUUUACGGCCUGGUGAACACCUGGUUUUCACACAGCUGAAUAUCAAAUGCUCUUGCAUUUGAGUUCUCGGAGCUCCAGGCCAACAUCCCUUGAAGGAUUUGGUAGUUUUGGGUCUUUAGCAAAGGGGUGGUAUAAAGGGCUUGAUGCCCUGUGUUGGGGGAGGUCGUUGGGAGGAUAUGAUCACAACUUGACCCAUGAGCUGGACUCUGGCAGUUGGCUGCUCCUCACCCCCUCCCCUGUCCUUGCAGCAUGUGUACUCUGCUUGCCUUCCCAGCUCCCAGAAGCUGCCCCAAGGACAUAGCCUUGAGACAGUGAUCUGAUGUUGAGACAUCUGGAUGGUAUAUGUGGCUGAACCCAGUUAAAGCCUCUAUAUAAAUUUUUAAUAUUCUAGUGUGUGAGUAUGGAGGUCUACUUGUCCUGCAGCCACUCAAAGACAAGCGUCGUAUGUGCGUUUCCUUGUUUAUUAAAUUUGUCACCAACCGA
Ailuropoda melanoleuca (giant panda) is the source of this 2849-nucleotide messenger RNA. RefSeq names its product interleukin 36 gamma. NCBI's taxonomy places the organism in Eukaryota, Metazoa, Chordata, Mammalia, Carnivora, Ursidae. The record is from RefSeq and is a predicted model, not a curated record. Gene Ontology annotation, molecular function: cytokine activity. The transcript has 4 exons. Gene Ontology annotation, biological process: inflammatory response to antigenic stimulus; cytokine-mediated signaling pathway; positive regulation of gene expression. The coding region runs from base 148 to 621 and encodes 157 amino acids.